Messenger RNA from Eruca vesicaria subsp. sativa (arugula), 1678 nucleotides. Lineage: Eukaryota; Viridiplantae; Streptophyta; Magnoliopsida; Brassicales; Brassicaceae. The record is from the annotation of a GenBank genome assembly.
AUGGCGAAUAGCAAGUACGAGUAUGUCAAGUCAUUCGAACUUGAAGACCAAGUUAUGUUUCCUAAUUUAAUUGUUGUCCGGAUCGAUGGUCAUUUUCUCAAGUUCAUGAGUUUGAGAAGCGAUGAAGCAGCCCUCGGUCUGAUGAAUUCAUGUUCUGCUGCGGUUUUGGAAGAGUAUCCUGAUUUCAUCUUUGCAUAUGGAUUCAGUGAUGAAUACAGUAAGAUUUUGUCGUUGGUAGCUUCCUUCUUUGCUGCAACGUAUGUAACAAAAUGGAAAGAGUUCUAUCCCCAAAGAAAACUUGAAUGUGCUCCUUCUUUCACCUCAAAAGUUGUAACUUGUGCAUCAACAGAGGUUCUUCAAGUUUAUCUCGCGUGGAGACAACAGGACUGCCACGCCAAGAAGAAUCAGUAUGAAAAUUGCUUUUGGAUGUUAGUUAAAAGUGGAAAGACCAUAAGUGAAACACAAGAGAUUCUUAAGGAUACACAAAAGCAGCAGAAAAAUGAGCUUCUCUUUCAGAAAUUUGGUAUCAAUUACAAGACGCUUCCUGUACUGUUUCGCCAAGGAUCAUGUCUUUUCAAGACAAAGGUGGAAGAAACUAUAAAACAUGAUGAGAAUGGUAAUCCUGUAAAACGAUUGAGGAGAAAGGCUGUUUUAGUACAUUCGGAGAAUAUUGCUGCAAGAACCUUCUGGAAUGAGAACCCCUCCCUUUGUAAUGACAUUGGACACUCCACGAAUGAUAUUGGCAAAAUUGAACCAGAUUUGGCUAGGUCGUUCGAGUUUGAGAACAAACUGUUACCUUUAACUUGGGUGGUAGUUAGGAUUGACGGCUGUCACUUUCACAGAUUUUCUGACGUUCAUGAAUUUGAGAAGCCAAAUGAUGAGAAAGCUCUGAAACUUAUGAAUUCAUGUGCAGUGGCUGUUCUCGAGGAGUUUCAGGAUAUACAGUUUGCCUAUGGUGUCAGUGAUGAAUACAGCUUUGUUUUGAAGAAAGAAUCUGAGCUCUACAAAAGACAAUCCAGUCAGAUAAUAUCAGCAAUCGCAUCCUUGUUUACAUCCACAUAUGUGAUAAAAUGGAGAGAUUUCUUCCCUCAUAAAGAACUGAAGUACCCUCCAUCAUUUGAUGGACGAGCAGUAUGCUAUCCAACCUACAAGAUUCUUUUGGAUUAUCUGGCUUGGAGACAAGUUGACUGUCAUAUUAAUAAUCAGUAUAACACAUGUUUUUGGAUGCUUGUUAAGUCUGGAAAAAACAAAACUCAGUCCCAAGAUUACUUAAAGGGAACCCAAACACGAGAGAAAAACGAGUUGCUUAGCCGUCAAUUUGGGAUUGAGUACAAUUCAUUGCCUAUAAUCUUUCGAAUGGGGUCCUCUGUUUUCCGCUUAAAGGAAGCUGCUGCAGUGGAGAAUGGAGUAGUCUCUGGGAAGAAACUGAAACUGGAGGGAGAAGUGGUUGUUGAUCAUUGCAACAUCAUCGAACGCUGUUUCUGGGAAGAACAUCCACACAUUCUUAGCUAUUCAUAAAACCCAGCUGCGUUUCACUUCCCCUGUAAGACUAAUUUAUUGCAAAUAAUUUUGAAUAUCCAAAGUCUUUUUCUUUUUCUUCGUCAACAAUGAAAGGCAAUGCUGAAUCAAUUUAGUGACAUAUUAGACUUCAGAGAAGUAGGUCGGUUUCGAAUGUCAA